Populus trichocarpa (black cottonwood) is the source of this 1587-nucleotide messenger RNA. RefSeq names its product probable serine/threonine-protein kinase PBL7. NCBI's taxonomy places the organism in Eukaryota, Viridiplantae, Streptophyta, Magnoliopsida, Malpighiales, Salicaceae. Gene Ontology annotation, molecular function: ATP binding; protein kinase activity. Bases 1 to 1587 code for a protein of 528 amino acids. The transcript is spliced from 8 exons. The record is from RefSeq and is a predicted model, not a curated record. Gene Ontology annotation, biological process: protein phosphorylation.
AUGGCCAUCUCCUAUCUCUUGUUAUUCUUCUUCAUGUUUCUAUGCAAUCCUCACACUAGCUAUACAAGUGCUUGUUCCCUGGAUUUCAACAAGUUCCCGUAUGAAGCACACAGUGAGUGCUUAGGCGUAGCCAACGUCAAAGAUUCAACCAUGCAGUCGUGCUGCCACUCGGCUUUACAAUCUCUGUUCCAAGCAAUGGCUAUAAGAGCUAACAAGUCUCGGUCGAUAUUUCUUGAAUUAAACGAGGCUCAAGAUUGCACCAAAACAUUCCAAAAUCUUCACAACAGGACCAACCUCUCGACAUGUGAACUCCAAGAUUUUAUCUCUUCUUCAAAGACACCAAACUUAUGCUCAAAAGAUGUUGAUUCACUCAUAAAUCUUCUUGGGGUCGAGAGAUUCAGUGCCCUUCAAUCCAAUUGCAAUAACUUAUCAACUAGCAAUUACAAUGAUGAUGCUUGUUACAGUUGUGUCAUGUCAUAUAGAAGUUCUUUGCAAGCCUUGAAACAAAGUGGUGAUAGCCCGAAUGGAGAGUACUGUGGGGAAGCUCUUCUUCUUAGUCUUUUGAGCACUGCUACAGAUUCUGCAAACUCGAUCCCAAGAAUUUUUUCUUGUUUAUGGGGUGAAAUAGGGAAUCUCCUGGAAUCAAAGAAACUCCUUUCUGCGAUAAUAGUAGCAGCAAUCUUUGUCCUCUUAGCCCCAAUUCUCUACAAGUUAACAAGGAAGCAACUACAGCAUGCAUGUGACAAAGACAUUGGUGAAAAUUUAUCAGUUCUUAAGAAAAAACAGGAGGAGGAAUCUGUAAGUUACUUGAACUGUUGUGAUCUCUACGUUUUCUCACAAGAUGAAGUAGCAAAAGCUACCAAUUCAUUUGGUAAUUCAAAUUUUAUUGGAGAAGGCGUUCUAGGGAAAACCUAUAUUGGAAUGAUGCCUAGUGGGAUGAGAGUGGCAAUCAAGAGACUUAAAGAAGGGGUUGAAGUUUGUCAUUUUCUUGAUGAGAUAUGUGAAAAAGCAAAAAUAAGGCAUCCAAAUUUGGUCGGCAUUAUUGGCUAUUGCAAUAAAGGAGAUCAAUCUUUGGUCUAUGAAUAUUGCCUUAAUGGUGAUUUAGCAACAUGGCUUCUAGGCAUCGCUAGGGGCUUGUGGUAUCUCCAUCACAAUCCAUUGAAGAAGAUAUGCCAUGGAGACAUGAAGCUAACAAAAAUAUUACUGAAUGAGAAACUAGAAGCCAAGAUUUCAGACUUCAAUCUGUCACGCUACAAAUCCAAGGAGAAAACGGGACAGGAGAAGAUUGCGAAUGAUGUUUUCAAUUUUGGGAUUCUACUGCUUCAAAUCAUGACAGGAAGAAAGUCCACGUCUAUUGCUGAGGCAAGGGAUGCAGUUUUGAGAAAAGGAAGCUUGAGUGGCUUGGCAGAUCCUCGGCUAAAUGGAGCUUACGAUUCAGCUGCAUUUCAAAAUGCAAUGUCCAUAGCUGUUCAUUGUACAAAUCCAAGUGAACGCGAAAGACCUAACAUGGAAGAAGUGCUGCAGAAGCUUGAGCAGAUUCAGACACAAAUCUUGGUGAGAACCAAUUGUAAAGAUGUGAUUUAUUAG